GAAUUGCGAAAAAUUUGUCAGUUUUACACAAAACAAAGAGAAAGACAGAAAUGUGUAUCGAAAAAAAAGACAAAGAAGACAAUGGUUUUCAGCUCUAUUGCACAGCUAAUUACAGUGAAGACAAACAGGUAUUUCUUGGCCUGGAUAAACCAGUUGCACUCAACACUGCAAAAGCAGUUUAGCUACUGGCAGUUUAGCUACUUACCUCCUUAAUAAUACAAUGUCACAUUAGCUUUUGAUUACUGUUAACUUUGCUGAAAAAGUAGACUUUAAUCUCAACAAUGCAAACAAUUUUGUCGCAGUUCUGGUAGCGUUUCCUAGCGGUCAAAGCAUGCGUAAUAGAAAAAUGGAAAUGAGAAGACAGCACAAUCAACACAAUGUCUGUUCAGAUGUGUGUUUGGCAGUGUGGACGUCUGUCCAUCCAGGACUCCCACAACCCAGACGGGUAUGCAAGUGGUCGACUUUUACAACAAUGUCUGUGUGUCUGCAUCUGUGUGUAAAAAAACAAUCUGUGUGUGCUCGUGUAAAGAGCGGUUUGUCUACAUGACAUCACUGCACAGUUCUCCCUUCACUCCACGCACACACACACACACACACACACACACACAGGACUCACAGCAAACAGGCAGUCAAUACAGUAUGUUAGUAUGUAGUCUCAGGGCAGUAAAAUGAAACGCAGAACAAACAACCACAGAACAUUUUAUCCGCAGACGGUGACGUCCGCUGAAGGUAAGACAGCAUCUAACACGUAAAGAAAAAGUUGUCUCCUAAGGCUCUAGUGUCUUGAUGAAUGUAUACUUUUGUUGUGAUGCUGGAAUAAUGUGAACACAGACACAAAAAAAGGUAAGGAAGAUGAGAUAUGGUGUCAUGUGCACUAAAGUUGAUUUGACACCAUAACAUUCAACCCUAGAUGUAGUUAUAUGGGAUUAUAGUAUAUUGUAAUUGUAUAGGGAUAGGGUACAGGUGAACAAAGCCAGUCAUAUAGUGUGGGGCGUUUCCAUCCCGGUUACCUGUUACAGGACAUGCAAAUAGACAGAAGAGACACCUCUUGGGCAUAUAGAGGGGGCUGAAAAAAAUACGACACAUAAGGCGUGUCACAGCAGUUGUUUGCCUUCACAAUAGGAAGGUGGAGGAAGGAAACUACUCCAUCUGACAACAGUCACCGACGAGUCUUGAUGAAAGGACGCAUAGCCUCUAAGUUUCAUGACUGAGAAAAAAAAAACUGGACUGGACUUAAACAAGCCUGGACAGAAAGCAUUUUACUAUAGCACUGGACUGAACUGCUGCAGUAGCAUUAACGCUUGUUGAGUCACCAGCGUCUCCAGGACCCGACAGUACUCUCAAAAUGAUAGCCAUCAUAGAGCAGUGGGAGGUGGGGGCGUCUGACUGUCAUACAGACCACACUGUGAAGUAUCUGUUCCUGACACUUGCCAAGUUGGGAAUGGACAUGAUGGUCUUUUACUUAUGCUGCCGGAAGCUGUCUACUUCCUUUUUAAACACAUGCAGCGUGUCCAUCAUUUUGGCUGACGCACUGUUGCCGUUUUCUAUAACAUGUGUGUGGUUUCUUGGGGUUGAGAGGUCUCCUGUGUCACUUUGCUUCAUCUUGGCUAAUGUCUCGGCGAUGUAUGCAGCACUGCCUCUGCCCAUGAUGAUCCUGGGUUUAAUGGACUACUACUUAAAAGACACCUACCUCUGCAACCAGAGCACUGUCUGCAAAUACCUUACAAACGCAGUCUUGACACUGCUGGGGUGGAUGCUUGCUGGUAUUUAUGCCUUUGGUUCUGUUGAAACUGAGCUAAGGGGACUGGAAUAUAUGACGCAGAUAAUGGCUCUAGGGUGUAAAGUAUCGGAGUCAAAAGUGAUUUUCUACUUUAUUUGGGUGCUUUUAACAGUGUUCAUUUGUACUAUGCUGCCUUUUUGUCCAAGUAUUCCCCAGUGGCUAAAGGAGGCUAACAGGUUAUCUGUAGUGGGGGGAGAACUAGAGAACCAGUGGAGGGACAUGUCAAUCAUCUCAGCCAACUGCACAGAGACAAAAAGCUGUAAUGAAAAGGAUCUGGAGGGGCUCAUACACCCGCGACCACCUCUGUGGUUCAGUAUAAUGCUGGCCUUUAGUGCCUUUUGGAUGCCCUACUUUGCCGCGUCUGUGAUCUGUGAAAUAUUCAGCUUUGGAGAACCUGCCUACAUCACUGUUAACCUCCUGUGGGUGGAAUGCACCAACAGUUUACUGAUGGGUGUAGUUUUCUGGACAAAGAGCAGCACGCAUGAGCCAUACAACCAUCUACCAGAAAACGUGUGUUCAUGGCAUGUAUUCUGGUAUUUGAGCCAAGGACCACAACAGUGGCAACUUCCGAAAACUGUGCUGAACCCACCAGAAGAGAAGAGGACCCCUGUCUUCUAUGUGUAGUGCGAGAAAGUGAAGAAAGACCUGCUUGGAUGCCGUGUUUGAUUGGGACUGACUUAAAAAGUCUGCGCACAGCGGUGUAUUUUACAUCUCCAUUGGCACAACUGGUUUCUGAGCCAGUUGCCAAGAGACUGUAAAUGGACUUCCAAAUGUAAUUCAUGCAGAGUUCUGAAGAAGUUUUUCACUGUCAUAAAGAUAAGAUUGUGCAAAUAUUUACUGAAAUCAUUAUGUAUUGUAUUAGGCUACUUUUACUACAGUCUGUUUAAUAACUUGGAUUUAGCUGUUGCCUGUAUUAAAAGGCAAUGAAAAUGUAUUUCCUAUAAGUUGUUGUAUCAUUUUUACAAUCACAAGUUUCUGUCUGUGCUAUUUUCUCUCUGGUUCUAACGUGCCAUGGGCUCAGGUGAAAGAAGGUGGUUGAUCUGAAUCCAAAUCUGAUAACAGUUGUUUACUAAUGUUACCAGUACUGCCAAUCAACUUCAGACCACAUCUGAGGAGUCCUAAAGAAGCACACAAGCUAAAUGUAUUACUAAGGUUCUAUAAGUAUACUCGUCUUUGUCUGGGAGGCUUGUUACAGAAAGAUACAUGAUAUAUAUCGGGCCUGCUAACUUAUGGGUCAAUAAUGGGAAAGCCAAUAUAUUACUUUUUUCUUCUUUUUUUUUUUUUCCCGAAAGAGACAUUAUCGGUGAAUAAUAAUUUGUUUAAUUCAGGUGCAAAAUAUUUUAUAUGCUUUGAGUGCUAUGAAAACCAAAGUAUGUUUGUGAAGAUUUUUUUUUUACAUAUUUUACUAGAAAAAAAUAAAUAAAUGAACAUUUAAAGUGGCCCAAUUGUCAUUUCUUUGUUUUUCUUGUGUUUCCUUGGACUCCAUUUACAGAAUGUGGCAGAAAUUGUAUAUAUAGCAUGCAUCGUUUGCAGCAUUCUACCCCAUACACACGGACACCAAAAUCUCUGAAGGGCUGACAUUUUCUUAAAGUUGGAAGUGGUAUUGUGUGUCCAAAAACUAAACAAGCAUUUUAAAGUCAAUUUGAAGAUUCUUUUGGAAGUUUUAAUGGGAUUUCAAAUUUGAUGCAUAAAACGUCUGAUAGAUGUGGAACAUUUGAGGGAUCCAGGUAUUGUGAAGCACGCUGUAUACUGCCUAAGUUAAUUAUUCUACUAAUAACAGACAAAUAUAAACUCUGUUCACAUUGUUUGAAAUAGUUUUACUAUACAUUCCACACUUCUGGCCUUAUUACAUUCAUUACAUGCACUGAAACAUGCUAUAAAACAAGUUUAGGAGCUUGUGUCAGUGUUGUGAACGGAGACAAAUAAAAUGAUUUAUGUCAAGGCUGUUGCUUACACAGGAACACAACCAGAAGACAAAUGGACAUGAUAUGCAACUCUAAGAAUGUUGAAUUAAAUCUUCCUAAGGUUGAACACAGGAACGAGUUAAAUAUGAUUACAGAGCUGUAAAGUUAGUCAGUUAAAAUGAAUGGGUGAGAUUCAGAGCAUUAGACACUAAAUGUACUGCUCACAGAAAGGUACGUCCAGUGUGGUGUAAUAUAACUACACUGUAAGUGAAAAACAAUGCUUGUAAUACAAAUUCUAUAUUUGUAUUACAAUAAACUUUGUAUUUACUAUACCUGCUACGUCAUAUUAUAUUAUAUUAUAUUAUAUUAUAUUAUAUUAUAUUAUAUUACGAUAUUCACUCUAAAGCCAAAUCAGCGCGGUACAUCAAAUAAACCUGAGCUGACAGAAAGCCCUGUUCAUUACCAAUACCAAUACUAUAAUACUAUAUAAAUAUUAAUAAACUGUCGGCUCGGGCCACAUGAACCAUAACACAGAGGCCGCCAUUUUACCACUCCUGCCGAAAUUUCCGCUAACAGAAGAGGAUUUAAUCUGCAUGUUGUUCAUUGUUAUGUCCAUCAGACGUGUCUGUGUUCAAAGAACGCUGUUUAAAAAGCCCCGACGUGCUUCAAUGAAUCACAAUUUCACAACCAGGACAUGAUUUUUUUUAUGGCGACUUUGCUGAGAGACGUGGGGACGUAAAGUUUACGU
Larimichthys crocea (large yellow croaker) is the source of this 4432-nucleotide messenger RNA. Its product is annotated as probable G-protein coupled receptor 160. The coding region runs from base 1346 to 2404 and encodes 352 amino acids. The transcript has 2 exons. Gene Ontology annotation, cellular component: signaling receptor complex; plasma membrane. The record is from RefSeq and is a predicted model, not a curated record. Lineage: Eukaryota; Metazoa; Chordata; Actinopteri; Sciaenidae.